UUCUUACCCGGUCCGAUCACUUUUCUGGUUCGGGCCCCCUUCCAUUUUCAAAACAUUGCGACAAGCGACUUCAUACUAGGGUUUUUUCAAUUGGGGUGCUCUGACUUGAAAGAAUUCAAAACCCCCUAAAUCUCAAAACCCUCAUCGAUCCUCACUAUAGGAGAAGCAAAUGAGCAGCACAGUACAGAGAACUCCUAAAUCUGGAAGACAAUCGUUGUUCUUCCAUGACUUAGCUUCUCCAAUUUCAAACCGUAAAGGAGGCAAAUUCACAACUCCAGGUCAAGCAGCAGCUGUUUCAGCUCUGUGGCGCGAGAAUUUUGCAACCUCCGAUCUGCCUCCUCCGCCCGUGUUCACCCUCGAAGAUCGCUCGGACUUCUCUCCGGAAUCUGGAAUUCCGGACUUUCCCGUUUCGCCUGAAAUCAAGUCGGACUCGAAAACUCCGGUCCGGAGUUCGGGACCGGAGUUUUCGACUCCAAAGAGCAAGUCCGAGACGAGCACUUCGUAUGCUGUAAUGGGUUUGCAGCAGCAAAAUCAGCAGAGCCCUGUGGGGAGUUUGAGUUGGUGGUCUCCUGGGAAGAGUGGUGAGCAAGAUGAGAAGGGCAAGGGUUCUCCAGUCGAGGCUGUAGUGCAGCCGGGUGCUUUGAUUAUCUUACCGCCUCCAAGGGAUGUUGCGAGACCGGAAAUGCAGAGGAAUUCUUUGCCUGUGGGAAAUCUUGAUGAGGAAGAAUGGGUCACUGUUUAUGGAUUUUCUCCAGGGGACACCAAUUUUGUUCUGCGGGAGUUUGAAAAAUGUGGUGUGAUUUUGAAACAUGUUCCGGGUCCCAGAAAUGCUAAUUGGAUGCAUAUUCUGUAUCAGAAUCGGUCUGAUGCUCAGAAAGCUCUCAGCAAGAAUGGAAUGCAAAUAAAUGGAGUUCUGAUUGUCGGAGUGAAGCCAGUUGAUCCAGCACAACGCCAAAUGCUGAAUGAAAGGAUGAACAAUCACGGAUUCAUGACUUUACCCCCUGCACCAUUGAGUAAAAGUUCAGACCCAAAUCCUUUGAGAGCCUCUCCUCACCCAUACUAUCUUCAAAAUGGAAACAAUAGUGCACCACAAUCAGUGGGUACCAUUGCCACCCCUGUGAAAUCUGUGGUGUCCAAAAUUAUGGAUUUGAUGUUUGGUGUCUAGUUGAGCUCGUUUUGUUUUUUAAUAUACCCCCCUCAGCUUCUUUUUCUUUCUUUAUUUUUAUUUUUAUUAUAUAUAUAUAUAUAUAUUAUUUACGUCUGUAUCUUUUUUAUAUUGUUUGAGGAUGGAAAAUGUAUGAUUAUCUCUUCCGGAAAUAGACAAUU
Molecule: messenger RNA, 1326 nt
Organism: Camellia sinensis
Lineage: Eukaryota; Viridiplantae; Streptophyta; Magnoliopsida; Ericales; Theaceae
Product: nuclear pore complex protein NUP35
Biological process (GO): nuclear pore organization; NLS-bearing protein import into nucleus
Cellular component (GO): nuclear membrane; nuclear pore central transport channel; nuclear pore nuclear basket
Molecular function (GO): phospholipid binding; nucleic acid binding; structural constituent of nuclear pore
Source: RefSeq, a predicted model, not a curated record